CAUCGGCCCACCGCACCACGGCGGUCGGUAACCAACGCUGCUUCUGUGCAAAGGAAUACUCCCGUUUCAUCGACCAGUCAACAAGUGACCUGUCCAUUGCAGUGUGCAGAUCAUCACCUGGUUCGAAAUUGCCCGGUAUUUUAAGCCAAAAAUACUCAGGAGCGGCGGGAAAUCGCACGGUCAAAAGGUUUGUGCUGGAAUUGUCUCAGUUGUUCCCAUCAAGUGAGAUCGUGCAAAUCCGAGUAUUCUUGCCGUUCGUGCAAGGAACGGCAUCAUACGCUGCUUCAUCAACCACCACAACAACCUACAGUCGCUUUGUCAGCCCAAUCAGAUGAUGAUAUGGUGUUUCUCGAGACGGCUAUUGUGUUCAUCGUAGACGAUUAUGGAGAGAAGCAUGAGGCACGGGCGCUUCUGGAUUCGGGCUCUAUGUCCAACUUCAUUUCGGAUACGUUAGCUCGGAAGCUCAUGACACCUCGAACGAGAGUUAAUGUAUCAGUGUCUGGCAUCGGAACUUCAAGGCAGCAGAUAAAGGGUUCGACCACGGCGAUCGUUCGUUCAAGGAACCUUCAAUUCACCACCCCAUUGGAGUUUCUGAUCCUGGAUACACCCUCGGCGGACAUUCCCACCUCACCAAUCAACGUGUCUACGUGGAACAUCCCGGAUGUAACGCUAGCAGACCCCACGUAUCACAUCCCAGGCAUGGUCGAUGUGGUCAUCGGUGGCGAUACGUUCUGGGAGUUGCAUACCGGACGUAAGCAAUCUCUCGGUUCGGGUCUGCCAUGGCUGGUAGAAACGCAGUUUGGAUGGGCGGUAGCAGGAAACACUACGCAUUCGUCUCAACAACAUCGGGUAUGUAAUAUGGCAACGAGCGACAGUCCGUUGGAAGCCAUAUUGACGCGGUUCUGGGAGAGCGAGACCAUCUUCGACGAGCCCGCUCUAUCUCUGGAGGAAGACAUGUGUGAACGUCAUUUCAUCUCUACUACAACCAGAGACCCAUCUGGCAGGUAUGUCGUACGUUUACCACAAAUUCCUAAUACGAAUAUCGUUUUAGGAGAAUCGAAAGCAAUCGCUGAUCGUCGUCUCCUAGCGGUGGAACGGCGGCUUAAGUCUAACCCUGCAAUGAAGGAGGAGUAUAGUAAAUUCAUGUCGGAGUAUGAGCGCUUAGGGCACAUGAAACAACUCACCGAGCCGGUGGACGAUUCGUGUGAACACUACUAUCUCCCUCAUCACGCGGUGCUUAAGGAAUCGAGCACAACCACCAAGGUCAGGGUAGUCUUUGACGCGUCGUGCAAGACAGCUUCUGGCUACUCCUUGAACGACAAACUCCUGGUUGGGCCGGUGAUCCAAGACGAUCUGUUCACCAUCAUCGUUCGUUUCCGGUCUCACGCAGUCGCACUCUCAGCAGACGUUGAGAAAAUGUAUCGCCAAAUUCUCCACGAUUCUCGCGACACUGAUUACCUGCGCAUUCGGUAUAGAGGAAACACCGCAGAGCCGAUUCAGACGUUCCAACUACAAACGGUAACAUAUGGCACGUCUUGCGCACCCUUCCUAGCAACAAGGACGCUAAAGCAGAUCGCUCUCGAUCACAAGAUGCAAAACCCCCGAGCAGUGGAUCCUGUAUUGCAAGAUUUUUUUGUGGAUGACCUGCUAACGGGAACAGACGAGUUGGCAGAUGCAAUUCAAAUGCAAAGGCAGAUUUCCGAGAUGCUCAAGCAGGCUGGAUUCGUGUUGAAGAAGUGGGUCUCGAACGUACCCGAAGCACUAAUCGGCAUUCCUUCAGAAGACCUUGCCAUCCUUCCUACUCAUGAAUGGCAAGAUCCCCAAUUUGUAUCGACGCUUGGAAAACGGGAAGCCGUGGGAUUGGGAUCGUGA
This is a messenger RNA of Anopheles arabiensis, 1872 nucleotides long. RefSeq lists its product as uncharacterized. The coding region runs from base 340 to 1872 and encodes 510 amino acids. The record is from RefSeq and is a predicted model, not a curated record. The transcript is spliced from 3 exons. NCBI's taxonomy places the organism in Eukaryota, Metazoa, Arthropoda, Insecta, Diptera, Culicidae.